Molecule: messenger RNA, 8946 nt
Organism: Corapipo altera (White-ruffed manakin)
Lineage: Eukaryota; Metazoa; Chordata; Aves; Passeriformes; Pipridae
Gene: OTOGL
Product: otogelin like
Exons: 57
Coding region: 43-8055 (2670 amino acids)
Biological process (GO): L-arabinose metabolic process
Cellular component (GO): extracellular matrix
Molecular function (GO): alpha-L-arabinofuranosidase activity; protein binding
Source: RefSeq, a predicted model, not a curated record
CCUGGUCGGCAGCCUUCCCUGAUGAGCUGACUGACGCACACCAUGGGAAAUAAACCCACCGUGUCUCUCUCUGUCUUUUGUGAGGGUGAACAGAAUGUCCUGGAAAGCUGUUUGUGUUUGGUUCAAGCUGCGUCUUUGUUGCAUCUUCAUGGGACCCAGAUGCAGAGUCCACCAGGAGGUUCAUGUCCUCAGGAGUGCCUUAAUGGAGCAACCUGCACAGAGGCGGGUGAUUGUGACUGUCAGUUAUUUCAGGCUCAAGGAAACAGGUGCCAAAUUGUACCCAACACUGGUAAGGACCGAGAUGGGAUUUGCAAGUCGUGGGGACAGUACCAUUUUGAAACAUUUGAUGGCAUCUACUACUACUUCCCAGGAAAUUGCUCCUAUAUUUUUGCAAAAGAUUGCAGUACUCCAGAACCCCAGUACACUGUUUGGGUUCAUAACAGUCCCCACUGUUAUGGUUCUGUAUAUACUUGUCAGAGGUCCAUCAGCUUGUUUUUUUCAAACCAGGAAGAAAUAAUUAUUUCAGGCCAUGAAGUAAGAAAAAAUGGAAUCAGGUUAAUGUUGCCUCAGACAGUUGGAAAUGCUUUUCUUGAGAGACUGGCUGACUAUAUUCUGGUGAAGACUACCUUUGGUUUUUCUCUUGCUUGGGAUGGAAACUCUGGUAUUUAUAUUAAGCUGACAGAAGAUCAUAAGAGAAAACCUUGUGGCCUUUGUGGAAAUUUUAAUGGCAAUAAAUAUGAUGACCUGAUACUGCAAAAUAUAGGUGAUUAUACAGAAGACAUUGCUGAAUUUGCAAAUAGUUGGGCUGUGCAAUCCUCAGCUGAUGUAGCUUGUGUACCUACUGCCUCAGAUUUUUUCAGUCCUUGCUCAGCUAAUGGAGAAUCCACUGAGGACAUAUUCCUCAAAUGCCAAAUAUUCCUACAGUUUCCUUUUCUCAGCUGUCAUGAAAGUAUAGAUCCGUAUUCUUAUAUUGCAAGCUGUAUGAAUGAUCUUUGCAGAGUGGAUGAUGAUGAAACAUACUGCAGGGCAGUGACAGAGUACGCUAGAGCAUGCUCUCACGCUGGGUCCCCGGUGCGGGACUGGAGGGAUGACUUUCCUGCUUGUACUGAGAAGUGUGAAGACAGCUUUGUUCACCGUGACUGUAUCAGUUGUUGUCCACCAACCUGCACAUUUGAAAAAGAUUGUCUUGGCAGCAACUUGCACUGUUUAGAUGGCUGUUACUGUCCAGAUGGUCUCAUUAUGGAAAAUGGAACAUGUAUCUCUUUGUCGAAUUGUCCUUGUACUUAUCAUGGAACUGCUUUCCCUGUAGGCUCAAAAAUUGAACAAGAAUGUAGCAACUGUAUUUGUGUUGGUGGCGUUUGGAACUGCACUGAUCAUGAUUGCCCAGCUGAGUGCUCCAUCACAGGUAGCUCUCAUUUCACAACAUUUGAUGGUCGUCAUUUUACCUUUCUUGGGAUUUGCCAGUACAUUUUGGUAAAAGGCAGUGGGAAAAGCAAAUUCACAAUCACUUUACAGAAAGCACCUUGUGGACAGAACUUUGACCACACCUGCAUUGAGUCUAUAACACUAGUUCUUGAAGAUGAUGUGAGGAAACAAGUAACUCUCACAAGAUAUGGUCAAGUCCAAACUGUCUCUAAUCAAGUUUUUAACCUCAAUGGGGCUAUUGAAAUUCAGAAUAUAUCCUCUUUCUUUGUUCAACUGAAAACUAGUUUUGGUUUGAAGAUACUGUUUGCUAAAGAUGGAGAGAGGAUCUAUGUUCAAGUUGAUGUCAGAUGGAAAAGAAGAACAUUAGGACUAUGUGGAACAUACAAUGGGAAUUUAAGAGAUGAUUUUCUGUCUCCAGCAGGGAUGAUUGAAGGAACCCCACAACUUCAUGCCAAUGCAUGGAAAAUUUCCUCAGCUUGCUCCGUGCCUAUCAAUAUUCCUGUGGUUGAUCCCUGUAACGUUAAUCAGCAAAAUGCUGAGUAUGCAUCUCACUGUGAUAUCAUCAAUCAAGACAUUUUUGCUCCCUGCCAUGCCUACAUCAGUCCAGGGUUGUACUACCAGCUGUGCCGCUUCGACGCGUGCAAAUGUGGGAGCAGCUGUUUGUGUAAUGCUUUGGCUCACUAUGCUUACGUCUGUGGCAAGCACGGGGUCAUCAUUGACUUCAGAUCUCAUAUUUCUUACUGUGCUGUAAUGUGUCACAGUGGUAUGCUUUAUCAUCAGUGUUCUUCUUUUUGUAAACACUCCUGUGCUUCACUUUCUAUGGCAAAUAUCUGUGGUGAUGACUGUGCAGAAGGAUGUAAUUGUCCUGAUGGGAAAUAUUUUGAAGAGUCGGUCAACUUUUGUGUAUCAAUAUCUGCCUGUCAUUGUCAUUACAAGGGCAAAGCCCUCCAGCCUGGAGAAAUCCUUUCUACACCAACAGGAUCCUGUCAAUGUUUGAACGGAACAGUGACAUGUAUUGAAGCCAGUACAGAAAAUACAGUUCACAUAUGCCCAGAUGGAAAAAUCUACUAUGACUGCAGAUCUCCUGUGCCUGGAUUACCAGCAGCGGGUGUGAAUUGUGGGAUCUCUUGUGCAAACCUUGCCAUGAACUUCUCCUGUGUCCCCUCUCCACCCUGUGCAAGUGGCUGCAUUUGCCCCCCUGGGAUGGCUGAGCAUAGAGGGAAAUGUUACAUUCCUGAUAGUUGUCCAUGCACCUGGAAAGACAGGGAAUUUCUGUCAGGAGAAGUGAUAGCUACACCAUGUUACACCUGUGUUUGUCGGAGAGGCAUAUUCAACUGCACCAGUUACCCCUGUCCUGCUGUAUGCACUAUUUAUGGAGAUCGGCAUUAUUAUACCUUUGAUGGACUGGAAUAUGAUUAUGUCAGUGACUGCCAAACUUACCUGCUAAAGAGCACAGAUAACUCAAAUGUAUCUAUAAUUGCUCAAAACAAAAAGUGCUUUGACAAUGAUAUUGUUUGCUCAAAGAAUGUUUUCAUCACUGUUGGAGACACUGAGAUUUAUUUUAGUGAACCUUCUGAGAAGCAGAAGACCUUAAGGGAACAGGAAAACAAAUCUAAAUAUCAGCUUUGGAAGGCUGGAUAUUAUACUGUGAUACACUUUCCGGAACAGGACAUUACAAUUCUGUGGGAUAAGAAGACUAUGAUGCAUGUUAAAGUUGGACCUCAGUGGAAGGGUAAAUUGGCAGGUUUGUGUGGAAAUUUUGACAGAUAUACUUCAAAUGAUCUGACUACAUCAAACAACCUGGAGGUGAGAAAUGCACAGGUGUUUGGAGACAGCUGGGUAUUAGGACAGUGCAAGAGCCCAAAUGAAACGCUGAGACCAUGUGAUGUACAUCAGAGCAAGUUCCCUUAUGCCAAAAAGGAAUGCUCAGUUUUAUACAGUGAUGUUUUUGCACCUUGUCGCAAUGUGAUUGAUGUGACUUCUUUCAUCAAAAAUUGUCACACAGAUACAUGCAACUGCAAUCUUGGUGGGGACUGCGAGUGUUUGUGUACCAGUAUUGCAGCUUAUGCCCACAAGUGCUGCCAGCAGGGAGCAGCAAUCCACUGGCGAUCUCCUUUGCUCUGUGCUUAUGACUGUGAAUAUUACAAUCAAGGUCUUGGUGAAGGACCCUAUAUUUUGGCAAGUUUUGGAGCAAAUGACACGAUUAUCGGGGCUAAUGUAUCCAGUAGAAGGAUAUUUCCUUUGCCUAGAACCGAAGCAUAUGGAAAUGUAAUUUUCAGUUUCAUGAUAACUCCAGGUCUUUUCAAAGAUAAAGAUUUAUCUCUCUCUCUUGUUUCCCUGGAAUCUGCUGAAAGACCAAACUACUUUCUGUACGUACAUGGCAAUGAAACCAUUGGGUUGGAACAGUGGCAGGCAAGUGCCUCCUUUCAGAGACGAGCCACCUUCUUCCACCACCGUGGUCUCUGGAGUCCAGGGCUCAGUGCCUUUGAACUGCACAGUAAAAAAGGCUUUUUCAUCAUUCUCACCUCAUCCAGUGUUAAAGUGGCAAAGUACAAUGAUUCAGAAGAAUUCAAACAUUUCAGUAGCUUUAACAUUGAAGAACUUAGUGCUUCUGUGCCUUAUAGAAGGAUCUGUGAAUGGCGAUAUGAGUCUUGUGCCAAUCCUUGUUUUAAGACAUGUAGCGAUCCUGAAGGAAUAGCAUGUAGAUUCCUUCCUCCGGUUGAAGGAUGCAUGCCAUACUGUCCCAAAAACAUGAUCCUCGAUGAGGUCACACAUAGAUGUGUUUAUCCAGAAGACUGCAUACCUGUGACACCUACAGGAUCAGAAAUUGGAACAAAACCUUCAUGGUUAAUCUCUCACACGGAUGCUACCAUGGAGAGAUUUCCUCAGACACCUCCUUUAUUUGUUACUUUGGUGAAUGAACCAACUCAUAUCGGCGUGACAGACAAAAUAACCAUGGAGGCAAACACAACUUUAAGGGGAAUGAAUAUGUCAGCACAGUCCAUUACAGACUUUUACUCAUUGGAAUCAUCUAAUGCAGCCACCUAUUCAACAUUUUCAUUACCAAGAAAGCAGAGUUCUUCGGUAAGUUCUUUGGAAGAAGAUGGAAAAAUAUCAGCCAUAUCAGCUGGAAUCAUCACUCAAUCCACUACACCAAUGGUCAUGAACACAACAGUGAAUGCCACAUCCUCAAAAGUACCUUAUAUUUUUGCAAAAAUACCACCUAGCUCUUCAGCCAGUUUAUUAGUUACUUCAGGCACUACUCUAACCUCUAGGAUUACUACAAAAACCACUGAUCCUUUUGUUGCUGAUUUGGAUUUUUAUACGACUUCAGCUUCAGUUCUUACCACCACAGAAACACACAGAUCUUUGUUUACAACUGCAGUAACUCAAGUUUCCCAGAGCACUAAAGAAACUCCGAAAAUUAUUGUAAUGAAAACAACUGGUAGUACAAGUCCAUUAUCACAGAUGAAGAGUACUUCAUAUGCAGUUUCAGAAGUUAAAUACUCAACCUCUUAUGAGAGAGCUGUGGAAAUUUCACAAAGUGGUCAGACUUCAUAUGAGCAAAGAAAUUUUACCAAGAUAAAGGCAACCACAACUGACAAAUCUUCCCUGCCUUAUUUGCCAUUAACUGCAGUCCAGAGUUCGCUUUUUUCAAGAAAUACAACCUCAGUAAAAAAUAUCUCUCUUUCUGGAGUCCCAGGUCUAACAACAUCAGAUAGGUCCAAAAUCCCAACACAGAAACCGAUUAAACAUUAUUUUAGUUUAGCAGAGGCCACAGAGAGAACUAAAAUAGGUUUGUCUCAUUCUAGUGGUGGAAUGGCUCUACUUUCCUCUUCAGAAACAACAACUGUAGCUGACAAGGCUUACUUUGGUACAAUGAUGCAUACACUGAUGUCUACAUCAUCUGAGUGUGUGCCAAGAUACCUUGAAUCUCUUGACAAAUGUAGCCAGUAUGUAUGUGUCAAUAUGGGUUGGAUGUUAUACAAUCUUUCAAGAAACUGCCCUAAGGAUGUGCGGAAGCCAGAUUGUGGUUUUCGAGGAAUGCCUGUUCAAGUUAACACUGAUAGUUGUUGUCCAGAAUGGGAAUGUCCCUGUCAAUGUUCUGUACUGUCUGAACUGAGUAUUAUUACAUUUGAUGGAAACAACAUAGCCCUCUGCAAUAUGGCUUCCUACAUUUUAGUCAAGUUACCAGGAGAAAUUAUUGUUGCUCAUAUUGAAAAAUGUCCUGCUAAUCAGAGUGCAAAUUCAAUAAGAAAACUAGUUCCACCUGCAAGCACUUCAGGGCUCUGUUUUAAGAAAUUAAAUGUCACAACAUCCACAUGUAAAAUACUUAUCAAUCGCUUAGCAAGAAAAGUAGUAGUGGAUUCUGCAAUUCAACCAUUACCAUUUUCAAAAGAAGGACUGAGUAUUCAGGAUACUGGUGCAAUGUAUGUCGUUAAUACCCCAGCUGGUAUUAGCAUCAAGUGGGCUCAUGUUACAGGCAUCAUAGAUAUACAGUAUGGAUUGCACUCUAACACAUCGAUGGAGACAGAAGGACUUUGUGGGGUGUGUAACGGAGAUCCUAGUGAUGACCUGAAAAUGCAAAACAUGAGCAUAGUUACAAAUAUGGAGGAAAUUGAAAUGUUCAUUAAGAGUUGGGAAAUUGAGAAAUCACUUGAUGUAACAACCAGGAGGCCAGUAAGAAACUGUACUGAAGAUAACUGCUCAUACUGUAUGGAACUGUUAAACAGAAGCAUUUUCAUCCCUUGUCACAAGAAAGUGUCACCACAGGAAUUUUGUGAGAAGAUGUGGAUCAACAGUACUUAUUUUUGGAAUUAUGAGUGUGAUGCACUUUCUGCAUAUGUGGCUUUGUGCAACAAGCACAACAUCUGCAUUAAAUGGAGGACAGCUGAUUACUGUUCAUUGAGUUGUCCUGAGGGCAAGGAAUACCAGCCUUGUGUGCAACCCUGUGAAGCCAAGACAUGCUUAAAUAAAUGGUUCUAUGAAGAUUCUCCCUGCUCCUAUUUGAGGGAAGACUGUGUGUGUAAAAAUGGUACCAUUCUGCAUAGAACAGACUCUGACCUAUGUAUACCAGAAGAAAAAUGUACAUGUACAGAUAGUAAAGGACAACCCCGCUCUGCUGGGGAGAACUGGAAUGGGUCCAUGAGAGGCUGUUGCAUGUAUGGAUGUUUAGAAAAUGGAAGCAUUGUUGCUGUAGAACCUGAAUGCAAUGAGGAUCCACCACCAGUCUGUGAAAGAGAAGGAGAAGUUAUUGUCAGUGUCAUUGAAGAGAGAGCUUGCUGUCCCAAGAAAGUUUGUGAAUGUAACGUGUCAUUGUGUGAUGCCAUUAUUCCAACAUGCAAACCCACUGAAAAAUUAGUGGUAGGCUACCAUCCCCUGUCCUGCUGUCCACAGUACCGAUGUGAAUGUGAUCCUUCAGUUUGUUUCAAUGCUUCCCAGCUGGACUGCAGAGAAGAUCAAUUUAUUGUUGAAGCAAAACAGGAAGAUCCCUGUUGUUUCUCACAUCUCUGUGUUUGUGAAUCCUGUAUUGAGCCUGUUCCUUUGUGUGAUGAAGGGGAAAUUCUCACUGUAGACCUUAACACCAUACAUUACUGUUGUCCUCAUUACUACUGUGUUUGUGAUGAAAAUCUUUGUUCUGAGCCUCCUAUGAUUUGCACAGAUGACAUGACACCUGUGAAGAAAAAAAUACUUGGGCAAUGUUGUCCAGAAUGGCACUGUGAAUGUAAUUGUGAAAAUGCUACUAUGCUGACCUGUAAAUUGGGAGAAGUUAAAAAAAUAGAUAAUAGUGUUUCCAGUGCUUGCGGAUGCACUCACUACAUUUGUGAGAAGGAUGAUGUGUGCAUCUUCCAAGAGGUCACAGUACUGAAUCCUGGACAGUCAAUAGUUCAGUACUUGGAUGGAGACCUUUGUUACACUGUACAAUGUUUACAAGAAAAAGAUCAGAACACAGGAUACAAUGCCAUGCAUUUCACAAUGAUGAACUGUUCCCAGCAAUGUGAAGCUCAUCAAAUAUAUAUUCCUUCCUUCAGUCACCAUACUUGUUGUGGUAUGUGUCAAAAUGUGUCCUGCUCUUUUCAUACAGAGAAUGGAACACUUAUUGUGUAUGAGGAAGGAAGCACCUGGAGCUCCAACUGCACCAACUACAAAUGUGCUAAGACUGCUGCAGGGGCUAUCAUACUGGGAUCAAGUGUUGUCUGCCCCCCGUUUAAUGACACUGACUGUACAAAGAAUGGAGGAAUUGUGCAGACGUAUAAUGAUGGCUGCUGCAAGACCUGUUCUGGAUUGGGUCUAUUACCCUUUGCCAUUAAUCCAGUAGUGCCUACUGAUAGUAUUAAUUGUGAACCAGGCAAAAAGGAAGAAAGAAUUUGCCAAAAAAUGACAAUCAGGACAACCAUAAGAAAAAAUGACUGUAUAAGUCAAAGCCCGAUAAACGUGGCUUCUUGUGAUGGAAAAUGCCCGUCUGCAACAAUUUUCAAUGUCAAUAUUGACAGCCAUUUAAGAUUCUGUAAAUGUUGCCGAGAAAUUGGAACACGUAAUCUGACUGUGCCACUGCGCUGCUCAGGAAAUGGCACUGAAAUUAUGUACAUCCUUCAGGAGCCUAUAGACUGCUCAUGCCAAUGGAACUGAACAUUACUGUGGAUACAAUUUAAUCUGAAUAAAUAAAAUGAGUUUCCUUUCACCAGACAUGAUUUUUUGACCUUGGAUGGUUGUAGUACUCUGCAGGAUAUAAAAAAGUCCUCAGUUAUGCUUUAUAAUGUAACUUUUCACAAAUUUAGUAAAGAUGUUGUUUGUUAUUCUUCAAAUUGUCUUUUAAAAUAUUGGCAUGUAUAGAAAGAAAAUGUAAAUCAUUUUGGACAAGGUGUAAUCAUCAUUCGUUUCUACUCAGUGGCUUUCUGAUGAGCUGUUGAAAACUAGUUAAUGUCUGUGUUUCCAUUAUUUUAAAAUUUUGGAUUGUGGCUACCUAUCAAAGUUGAGACUUUCUCAAUGAUUCAUUUGCUUUGAGACCUCCAGUUGAAAACUAUCACUGGUCCCAUGUUUAAAUGGGAAAGAGGCAUAUUAGCGUUUUGAGAAUGACUGAAAUAUUUUUUUAAAAAAUAGAAAGUUCAACUGCAACACUUUUUUUCUUGCUUAAAAAUCUAUCUUUUGUCCAUUAAGCUGUUAUCAAUGAUUCUACUCUGCUUACACUGUAAGUCACUGAGAAACAACACAACUAUGAUCUGUAACUACUUGUAGGAAAUCUUCAGAGUGCACAACAGAAUCAUAAUAAUAUCUUUGAACCUUAGACAUAUAUUUAAUUUUUAUGUAUAUUAUAAAUAUGAAGCAUGACUAGGCAAAGGCUGAAGAUUUCAAGCUUUUUUGCCUUUAUAAAAAUAUCUAAAAGCUGUUUCUACUAUGAAAAAUUCUAUUUUAUAUCCAUUUCUCACUUUUCACAGAAAAGAAAAUGGCUGUCUACUAGCUAUAGAGUAAGAUUCUAUCUAUAUAUUUAUUAAAAAAACCCCAUAACAUUUUAACUAUUCA